GGAGCGGGCGCGGAGCGGGGCCGGCGGGCGCGGAAGAUGGCGGCGGGCAGGCGCGCCCCGCGCAGCGGGCUGCUGGAGCUGCGCGGCCCCGGCGGGCACUGGCUCCGCGUCCUCCUCACCCUGGCCGAGGACUCGUUGGGGGUGAGCCCCGCCGACGGCCCCGGGCCCGGGGAGGCUCCGGCGGCGCAGCUGAACGGCGGCGAAGGGGGCUCCGGCGUGCCCGAGGCGCUCGCCAACAUCAGGCGCACGGUGCACGUCGUCAAGCAGGACGUGGGGGGGCUCGGCAUCAGUAUCAAAGGUGGCCGAGAGAAUAAAAUGCCCAUCUUGAUAUCCAAGAUAUUCAAGGGGCUGGCGGCGGAUCAGACCGAGGCGCUCUACGUGGGAGAUGCCAUCCUCUCCGUGAACGGCACCGACCUGUCCGAGGCGACGCACGAUGAGGCGGUGCAGGCGUUGAAGAAGACGGGCAAGGAGGUCGUCUUGGAAGUGAAGUAUAUGAAGGAGAUCUCACCCUACUUCAAGAACUCGGCAGCGGGGGCGACGGUCAGCUGGGACCCCUCUCCCUCUGGCCAGCAGAAGCGGUCGUCCCCCGUCCUGCCACCCCGCGAGAGCCGGACCGUCCCGCUGAAGAUGUGCUACGUGUCCCGCAAGUGCCUCCCCGCUGACCCGGAGCACAGGUACCUCGAGGUGUGCUCGGCGGAUGGGCGCGUGGCUCUCUUCCUGCGGGCAAAGGACGAGGCCACGGCGCAGUCGUGGCUCGGGGCCAUCCAGGGCGCAGCGAGUGCGCUGCUGCCGCGGGUGAAGGAGGAGUUGCGGGCACAGCUGGUGGGUGCUGGCACGGCGGGCGGCAGGGACGUCAGGCACGUGGGCUGGCUGACCGAGCAGCUCCCCGGUGCCGGCACCAGGAACCUGCUGGCCAUCCUCACCGAGAAGGAGCUGCUCCUGUACGGCAGCCUGCCGCAGAGCCGCGAUGCCCUGGGCAAGCCUGUGCACAGCUACCCACUCAUUGCCACCAGGCUGGUGCACUCGGGCCCGGCCAAGGGCUCGGCGCUGUACGAGGCCGAGCUGGCGUUCGCCCUGCGUGCCGGCACCCGGCUGGGAGUGCAGAGCCACCUCUUCAGCCUGGAGAGCCCCCGCGACCUGGCGCUCUGGACCCGCUUGCUGGUGGACGGCACCCACGGAGCCGCCGAGCUCGCCCAGGAGGUGUCCGCAGCCUGCACCUGGAAGGGGCAGGACUGCACCCUCUCCAUCCACAUCGACAAGGGCUUCACCAUCUCCACCAUGGAGCCGGGGCUCAGCAAGACCAUCCUGCUCCAGCAGCCCUUCGAGAAGCUGCAGAUGUCCUCCGACGACGGCACCAAGAUGCUCUACUUGGACUUUGGCGGCCCAGAGGGCGAGAUUCAAUUGGACCUCCACUCCUGCCCCAAAACCAUCGUCUUCAUCAUCCACUCCUUCCUCUCGGCCAAGGUGACCCGUCUGGGGCUGCUGGCGUGAAGACGGAGCGGGGCCCCAGCCCCCGUCACAUCUAUGCACCUCCCUCCAGGCCAAGUCCAGCCCGAAGCCAUCCGGACAGGACACAAGUCCCCGAGGGGUCACGCUACCCUCCCCGGGGCGCUGGGGACAGCAGUGCGGUGAUGUCCCUCUUGGAUGGCAGCACCAGGACGUCUGCGGUGCCCCCUUCCCCUCCCUGCUCCCACCACGAUGCUCGGCUGGAGGAGCCCCCGUGGGAGCCGCACAGUCACUCGAGUGCCUUGUGAGAUGAUAUUUUCUGUACAAUGAACCCGUUUGUAUGGAUGUUUUAUAUUUAUAUCGCCCCCGUUACAAGUGCCGAUGGGGCAGCUCUCAUCCACCCGCUUUGAACCCCAGGAGAAACCCUCAGGUUCUCCAGCGCGAGGACGUGUGUCUGUCUGUCCCCCGGGCAUGCGUCUCGGAAAGAGGGCUGCAGACCGGGGUCAGCUCCGUGUUGCUGGAUAGAUGGGAACUGCAGAUCAGCUCUUAUUUGCCAAAUUUUUCGGUAUCGCAGCGUACUAUAGGAACCACUUCUCUUUGGGAUGGUCACACGGUUCGUGUUACUUUGCCAACUCCUGCAUCAUUUUAUUUCUUGGUUUGGGGGGGAGGGACAUCAGGUGGCCGGUGGGAAACAACUUGUUUUAUGAACCAAAAAAUUCUGCAUGAAAAUGCCUCUUUUUUUUUUUUUUUUUUUUUCUUUCUGUUUUCGGUCAAAUAAACAUUGCAGCUCACACCCA
Molecule: messenger RNA, 2243 nt
Organism: Cygnus olor (mute swan)
Lineage: Eukaryota; Metazoa; Chordata; Aves; Anseriformes; Anatidae
Gene: SNTA1
Product: syntrophin alpha 1
Exons: 8
Coding region: 37-1491 (484 amino acids)
Cellular component (GO): intracellular anatomical structure; sarcolemma; neuromuscular junction
Molecular function (GO): protein binding; structural molecule activity
Source: RefSeq, a predicted model, not a curated record